Cygnus atratus (black swan) is the source of this 2052-nucleotide messenger RNA. RefSeq names its product MAM domain containing 2 (gene MAMDC2). The transcript has 14 exons. The record is from RefSeq and is a predicted model, not a curated record. Bases 1 to 2052 code for a protein of 683 amino acids. Gene Ontology annotation, cellular component: membrane. Lineage: Eukaryota; Metazoa; Chordata; Aves; Anseriformes; Anatidae.
AUGCUGCGGCUCUGCCUCCUCGCCGCGCACGCUCUGCAGCUGGCGGGGGCCGCCCUGCUCUCGCCCGGGUCGUGCGCCUUUGAGGACAGCGCCUGCGGAUACGAGUGGGACUUCGCGCAUCUGCCCUGGGCGCUGCACGGCGAAGGACAUUACAUUUCUGUGGACACAUCUUAUGAGGGUGAGAAAGCAGUGCUUUUCAGUCCUGACCUAUAUUCUGAAGAGUGGAGCUGCAUCAGACUGAUUUAUCAGAUAGCAACUACUUCAGGGACUUCAUCUGAUCAUGCCAGGCUCAACCUGUAUCUAAGGCAAGAAGGAGAGAGCUUUGAUCGUUUGAUGUGGUCAGCCAAGGAGCCUUCAGAUAGCUGGCUCAUAGCUAGUUUAGAUUUAACAAACAGCACAAAGAAGUACAAGAUUGUACUAGAAGGUGAAAUGGGACAAGAUAAAUCUGCCAGUAUAGCCAUCUUUGAAAUUAAAAUAACUCCUGGGUAUUGCAUUGAGUGUGACUUUGAAGAAAAUCAUCUUUGUGGCUUUGUGAACCGCUGGAACCCCAAUGUGAACUGGUUUGUUGGUGGAGGAAACAUUCGCAAUUCCCAGUCCAUCCUUCCCAAAGACCACACACUUAACAGUGAAUUGGGUCACUACAUGUAUGUGGACUCUGUUUACGUCAAACAUUUUCAGGAAGUGGCGCAGCUAAUCUCACCAAAGACCACAGCCUCAAUGGCAGGCUGCUUAUCUUUUUAUUAUCAACUUAAGCAGGAGAGCAGCAUUGUUUUUACCCUUUACUUGAGAGAUAUGAAUGGCUUUUAUGAAGAGAUCUGGAAAACAGAGAGUGCCUUGUCUGCAGGCUGGGAGUUAGCAGAGGUUGACUUUAGCGCACCGUACCCCAUGGAGGUAGUAUUUGAAGUUGCUUUCAAUAGUGCCAAGGGAGGUUAUGUUGCCCUUGAUGACAUUUCCUUCUCUCCGUCUUACUGCAGCAAUCAGACAGGAAUUUCCUUCAAUCCUGCAGAGGCAAGCUGCAAUUUUGAGGAAGAUCUGUGUAAUUUUUACCAGGAUCACAAGGAUGGCCCAGGAUGGAGCAGAGUGAAAGUGAAGCGCAAUGUGUACAGAGUAGGAGAUCACACUACUGGGUUUGGUUAUUACUUGCUGGCAAACACGAAGUUUACAUCACAGCCUGGGUACAUUGGACGUCUGUACGGCCCAACCCUGCCAGGAAACCUGCAGUUUUGCCUACGUUUUUAUUAUGCCUUGUAUGGUUUUUUCAAAAUGAGUGGCACCCUCACUGUUUAUAUUUUUGAGGAGAAUCAUGUGGUUCAAGAGAAAAUCUGGUCUGUGUUGGACUCUCCAAAGGGAGUUUGGACUCAAGCUGAAAUCUCCUUCAAAAAGCCUAUGCCUUGCAAGGUUGUCUUUGUGAGUUGGUGCAAAAGCUUCUGGGACUGUGGACUUGUGGCACUGGAUGAUAUAACUCUGAGCCUGGGAAGCUGCCAGUCUGCUGAUCUACUGCCACCCUCUCCUGGAAAGUGUACUUUUGAAAAAGAUGAGUGUAUGUUUACCCAGAAGAAGAGAGGUCGUGGAAGUUGGCACAGGAGAAGGGGCCCAACUCCCACCUCUUACACUGGACCAAAAGGAGACCACACUACCGGGGUAGGAUACUACAUGUACAUAGAGGCAUCCGACAUGGUCUAUGGACAGAGAGCAUACCUAAUUUCAAGAUCACUAAGAGGGGUCUCUGGAAAACAGUGCUUGACAUUUUUCUAUCACAUGUAUGGAGCUGGGACUGGAUUAUUAAGUGUUUAUCUAAAAAAAGAAGGUGAUGAUGAAGAGAUUCCUUUAUGGAGGAGGACAGGGGAACAAAGCAUCUCAUGGCUAAGGGCACUGAUAGAAUAUGAAAGUGAUAGAACCUACCAGAUUAUUUUUGAAGCAAUCCGUGGGGUGUCGAUAAGAAGUGACAUGGCUAUUGAUGAUAUUCUGUUCCAAGCAGGACCCUGUUUAGAAGUGGAAGAAAUUCAAUUCUCAUCAGGCUAUCCCGACAGCUUAAAUGAAAUUGAAUAUUAA